Athalia rosae (coleseed sawfly) is the source of this 1419-nucleotide messenger RNA. Its product is annotated as solute carrier family 66 member 3. Lineage: Eukaryota; Metazoa; Arthropoda; Insecta; Hymenoptera; Athaliidae. Bases 322 to 942 code for a protein of 206 amino acids. The record is from RefSeq and is a predicted model, not a curated record. The transcript has 5 exons.
ACACACACGUCAAAUUUUCUACGUGUGCAUGCCAUGCAUCCAUAGUGCGGUCAUAGUACGAGAAUACGAGGGACGUACGCGCUUGUAGUAAGCACUGAUGCUGAUGCGUGAAAACCAUGCUUUCCGGAUAGCGUACAAUCCAAUCAAUGGUCAGAGGGCAAGAAGUAUUGUAAGCAUACAACCAUGAGCAUCGAAUAUUGACAAUAGCUAGCCUUGGGCUUUGGCUUGUGCCUAGAAUAUUUUAGACAACAUUUUCAAAUGAAAAUCUGAAGGAGAAUAUCAUUCAAGUAGCAAAGUUAAAGUCAAUUCCACAGCCUGACAAUGUAUCUGCAACUAUUCGCUGAUUUUUUAAGCAUCAUCACCAUACUGAUGUGUCUUGUACAAAAAAUACCACAGAUUAUGAAUCUGAUCAAACUCAAAUCAGCUGCUGGAAUAUCACUGCUUGGAUUAUUUCUGGAACUUACAAGUUAUACAGUGAUGACUAGCUAUAAUUACACAAAUGGAUACUCUUUGUUGUCAUACAUGGAAUAUCCGAUUAUUCUGGUGCAGGAAUUUGUACUCAUAUAUCUCGUUCUAUUGUACUUGAACCUUGUGAAUCCAGGUUCCAUCUUGGUCACCAUUCUUUACUUCUCUAUCUUUGGCGCUUUCUUGUUUCAAAUUAUCCCGAAGAGUGUGUUGACUAUUCUAGCGCCAAUGUGUACACCGAUCUCUGCAUCGAGUAAAGUAGCUCAGCUGGCAGCUAUUUUACGUGCAAAAAAUGCUGAAACAAUUUCUGUGCUCACAUGGGUUAUUUCUACACUGACAAAUCUCACUAGAGUGUUUACGAUAUGGAUGGACUCUGCAGAUCUUGUUUUAUUGAGCAACUUUAUUAUCUCGGUAUCGCUUAGCGGCAGCAUAAUGCUCUCUACUAUAUAUUUCAAACGACAAGUUAAGCAAAAGUAAAUUGGUGUAAAAAAUCUUAAUAACAGUUGCAAUGAAUUUAUUCAAAAAGUGAAAUCUUGCCUGAGACUUGAUAUUAUUCAAGGCUUUAUAUCUUUUUUCCCUAGAUUUAUACUAAUUUUAUUAAAUGAUAUUAUCAGAUUACUCCUGAUGAUUAAAAUUGAUUGUGUUGUAAUGUGCCGAUGUAUUAUAUUUUUGUGAUUUACGUUGCGCAGACUAUGUUAUCCACAUGAUUCCUUGUUACUGUUAAUAUAACAAAUAUUAUUUUUAAUAAUUUUAUUGCUUUUACUAUUUAAGCUGUAAUAUUGUCACUAAAUGUGCCGUCAUUAUACUCACCAGUUACAAAUAAUAAUGAAUCUAUUGUAAUAUACUUUUAAGAAUACCGGAAUAUUAUAUUGACACCUAAUGAUUUACAGUGUAUAUUUAUGUGAAUCAAUUGGAAGUUCUAAAUACAAACAACAACUUAUUAGCACUAAGUAA